Cariama cristata (Red-legged seriema) is the source of this 350-nucleotide messenger RNA. Its product is annotated as probable G-protein coupled receptor 157. The transcript has a single exon. Gene Ontology annotation, molecular function: G protein-coupled receptor activity. The record is from RefSeq and is a predicted model, not a curated record. Gene Ontology annotation, cellular component: plasma membrane. Gene Ontology annotation, biological process: adenylate cyclase-activating G protein-coupled receptor signaling pathway. The annotation marks the transcript as partial. NCBI's taxonomy places the organism in Eukaryota, Metazoa, Chordata, Aves, Cariamiformes, Cariamidae.
AUGCCCGGGCCUCUGCCCCCCACAGAGCUGCACACCUCGGAGCGGGUCGCCGUGCUGAUCUCCUGUGGGCUUUCCUUCCUGGGCUCCAGCCUCCUGGUUUGUACCCACGCCCUAUGGCCGGAGCUACGCACCCGUCCCCGCCAACUCCUGCUCUACCUGUCGCUGGCCGACCUCCUCUCGGCCCUCUCGUACUUCUACGGGGUGCUGCAGGACUUCGAGAGGACCUCGUGGGACUGCGUGCUGCAAGGUGCCCUCUCCACCUUCUCCAACACCAGCUCCUUCUUCUGGACCAUGGCCAUUGCCCUGUACCUCUAUAUCACCAUUGUGAGGGGCUCGCCCACCGGCACAGG